Polypterus senegalus (gray bichir) is the source of this 4081-nucleotide messenger RNA. RefSeq names its product G protein-coupled receptor 146 (gene gpr146). Bases 619 to 1623 code for a protein of 334 amino acids. Gene Ontology annotation, biological process: G protein-coupled receptor signaling pathway. Gene Ontology annotation, molecular function: G protein-coupled receptor activity. The transcript is spliced from 2 exons. The record is from RefSeq and is a predicted model, not a curated record. Gene Ontology annotation, cellular component: membrane. NCBI's taxonomy places the organism in Eukaryota, Metazoa, Chordata, Cladistia, Polypteriformes, Polypteridae.
CAACCAAGAACACAUCACACAGUGUUUGUACUGCAAGUGAGCCAGCAGCAGCAGCAACAGCCCUUGGCCAGCCAGGCUCUACUAAUAGUAAUCAACACGAAGCAGGGGGCCAGAAAAGCUGUGAGCUUCUUUUGGAUUUUUUCAAAGCCGUGCAGCACUCAAAGAUCAGGUUUCACUUUACAAAGAACUGGAUGUGGAAAAUCUCAAAAGGGUAAAAAAAAAAAAAAAAAGACUACAUGAGAACAAGAGCACCAUCCUUUGGCAGUCUGAGCCUAUUCCAGACAUUUUCCAGCAAGACUGAAAAACAAGUUUGGUUUUGUGUUGCAACUUUCAGCCAGCCCCUCCACAGGGUGGUACACCCAAAACAAGUGCAUCAGCCCAGAGCUCUGACAAAUGAUGAAUUCUCCUAAAGGGAGCUAGUCAGAGGUAAUGCAAUAGAAGAUUGACAUUGAUUAUGGACCAUGAAACGGAUAAAAUGACAGCAACUUCAACUUGUACGCAUCAUUUCCAGCAUGAACUUUGAAGCUUACCUCUGAAUAUUGAAAACUUGGCUGACAAGACAUCAACUUCAGAGGUCAACCAGUGCCCUGAGUUUGAAGCAGCAACAGGCAGGCCGCUAUGUGGAGCUGUGUGGUUUCGAAUGAGACUGACGACACUUCAAAUCUGCAGCUUUGCCAAAACUUAAGCCUCAUCUUGUCCAUCUUCACCCUCAUCUACCUCAUUGUCUGCUUCCCAAUAGGCCUCUGCUACAAUGCACUCUUACUGGUGGUAAAUCUUUAUAACAAGGUUUCCAUGACUAUGCCAGAUGUUUACUUUGUAAACAUUGCUAUAGCUGGACUAAUCCUCAACAUCAUUGCACCAAUACAGCUUCUCGGACCUGCGUAUACUCAGUGGGCUGUCUGGGAUUUCAACAAUGAAGUUUACAUCACACUGCUCAUUCUCUUCAAUAUUUCCUCUUUGGUGAUUAUGUACUCCACUACUCUGCUAAGCCUGGACUAUUACAUAGAGUGUGCUUUACCAAGAACGUACAUGUCUAGUGUCUACAACACCAAGCACGUCUGUGGAUUUAUUUGGGGAGGAGCAGUUCUGACUAGCUUUUCUUCACUGCUCUUUUAUGUCUGCAAUCAUGUCUCCACUAAAAUCAUUGAAUGUUCCAAAAUGCAAAAUAAAGAGGCAGCUGAUGCAAUCAUGGUGUUCAUUGGAUAUGUGGUGCCAGCCAUAGCGGUUUUUUAUGCUUUUGUACUGAUCCUGCGGAUUAGGAAAGAAUCUACACCACUUGAUCAGGAGUCAGGUCGACUGGAUCCCUCUGUGCAUCGAUUACUGCUUGCAUCUGUUAGCAUUCAGUUUGUUUUAUGGACACCCUAUUAUGCAAUUCUUCUGGUGCACACCUUUUAUGGGAUGCAAGGAAAACACUUUUAUGGACAGCACGCAAAGACAUACUAUUUUCUUAAAGAUUUAUCUGAAUUGCUUGCAUUCUCAAGCAGCUUUGCAAUGCCUUUAAUGUAUCGUCAUAUGAAUAAGAACUUUUCCCAAAAACUAAGCAGGCUCCUGAAAAAGCUACACGGUGGUAGUAACCAAGGUUGCUCCCAUGAACGAUCUGUAGUGCAACAGGUAGUUACUUGAUGAAAAACAGGAAGGAACCUCUCUUGCUGCAUGAAAGUGAAUUCUUUACUAUUUUAUAGUCAAUUAAUUAAUAUCAAACAUGUGGAAAAAUGAAGCACUUGUUCAUUAAGAAAAAUAAUUGCAUCUAUGCACACACAGUAACUGGUUGCCCUCGUCUCUGUAUUGCAUGGCAUUUGCCUAGAUAAUACCAUGAUGACAAAGUGCCACUAAAUCAAGAAAGAAAGUAAAAACAAAGAACGCUACCAUAGUUUAGAAACAAGUAAGCUCUAAUUGCUUGACCAAUGUUUCUGUUAAGCUCGAUUUGUAUGCCACACUACUUGCACCUUCCAGUGUUUUAGAGGUUUGUUUUUUUUUAUCAUUGAAGAGGCAAAUACAAAGGUGUUGUGGCUGAGCUAAAGAUAAUACCUGACAAACGCACAGAAGACCAAAACACAGCAGCCAGGACAGCAAUGGUUUAGUUCUGCCUCUGUAAACUAAAUUGCUGUUUUAAUGAAUCGUGGCUUGUCUAGUGUAUGCGUUCGUUCUUUUCAUUUUUAAAGCUAGACUUGAAAAAACUACCUUUGCAAUACAGCGACACCUGUGAAGAACAUUAAGCUAAUUUUAGUUUUAAAUUGUAGUUAUGAAGUUUAUUUCACUCCUACAUGUAUUGAUUUUCUGUGUAACAUGAAGAAAAAAACUAUGGUCAUUUUUAGGAGAGAGAGGGUGGCUGUUAAAGAAAAAACAUUUUCUUACCUUUUUGGUUAAAAAAAAAAAAAAAAACUUCUUUUGAGACAUCAACUCUAAAUGGGCCUUUUGUGAUUGAGCAUGGGUAUGACUGAACUCUAACAUGGAGAGACAUUACAUGUAUUGCUAGCUCAUUGAAAGGUUAUUGCACCGUAGCCCUGCAAGUCAGCUUGUCCAUGUAAAUUAUGGAAGAAGCAGUGUCCAGUGCAGAAUGUAUUUAACAUAUGGACUGAAUUGGACAAUUGGGGCAUAUGAACUGAAACAGUAUAUUAAUAGUUCUGUAACGUCAAGAUGAAAUUCAAGAACAGUUGACUCUUGAUUAACCAGUAUAAUAAAUAGGGUUGUAUAAUAUGGGCAAAAUUUCAUAUUACUAUUGCAGUAUGGUGUUCAAAAAGCACUAUGAAAUUCUUACUUACAUGUCCAAACAAAAUAUAUCUGAAUACAAGCAUUUCUAGAAGGAAAUUUAAGCCAGUUUUUAAAAUAUUCAUAGAGUCAUGUUUCUCAUCUAUGCAGAGUACACUGAAAUUAACUUGCUUGUGCUAAUUUACAUGUAACUUGUCACCAUUCUCCAGCACAAUGAAUCAUGAAUAUUACUACCUUACCUCAAAACUUGUUUUCUUGCCUGAAAAUACUCAAAACAUAUUUGUCAUUAAUAGACAAAAAGAAGGAAUUUUAUAUUAACACAUCAAAGGAACUAAUAUAUUUCCCUGAAGAUAAAAAAAAAGACAUAAUUUACAUUAUUUAACUGAAUCAUUGAAAUAUUGAAAAAAGGUUAAUAAUAAUGUAAAUUUUCCACAGCAUGGUAUAUAGAUUAAAAAAAUUUAAAGGGUUUGUUUUUCCAAAGUACUAAUUUGAAAGGAUAUAAUUAAAUAAUAUUAAGCUUGUAUGAAGAUAAACAAAUUCUUUAAAAGUACUCUUUUCUUUCUCUUGGAUGGGGAUGAGGGUAAGGUUUCUAUCUUUUCGCAGCUAUAAAAUAUUCAGCUUUUUUUUUUUAUAAAUAGUUUUUUUUUUCCCUGGAACAAUCAAGAGUUAACUGCAAAGCUGAGAGGGCUAAAAGGUACUUUAAUUACUUCUGAUCUAUAUAUUUUAGUAAACAGUAAUUAAGUAAUGGAACGUCCUCUUGUUUGCAUACAUUACAGAAUCCAAACUGCUUCGAAAGUAGUUUCCGCUAAAGUAUUUGGAUUUUUGCUGCUGUGCACUUCAAAUGAAGACACUCUCACUUUUGAGACUAAUGUUUUUCCGUUUGCAUCUUCUUCCACUGCCAGUCCAAAGCCUUAACAGCAAAGGACAGUGAGCUUAUUGGGUGACACUUAAUAAAGCCAUCUCAUAUGUGCAUGAGUUCACAGAAAAACCACACAUUUGAGCCAACACAAUUUAAACACCUACGUAUAAAAAUAAGGCAGCCCAAGACAGUACUGUAUGUUUGACGGCGGUGCCUUUCAAAGCCACUGAUUGUCAACACAGCCUAGAAUUUAUUUAAUGUUAUGAAGUAUGCUGCAGCUUUUUAAUCUUUAUGAAUACAUGUGGUGGUGUUGCUACUGUACAAAUGUCUAUAUGAAUGUAUAUAUGUUUCUUUAUAUAUGUAUAUAUUGAAAACUAGAAAGAAUGCCUACAUACAGUAUACAGUGUUAUUUUCACAAAAAACUUAUAUUUAGAUACUUCUCUGUUGAUUACAUAAAAUAAUGUAUUUUUAUUAAGUAGACUAUAAACAAAUAAAACUAACAGUGAUAUUUAA